GUUUGCUCAAAACCGGAAAUGUGACAUCACACAAUGGCGACCUCCAUGUGGCUGUAAAUUCAACGUGAUUUUGCUCAUGUUUUCUAGUCUGUAACGUAAAGGAAAAUCAUUCAAAAAUCAGUUUAUUGGUGGAAACCACAAUACGGUCCUCAGACUGAACCUGCUUUAGCUGAGAACCAGUGUUCAUAUCUGACAUGGCUUCAUUUAAACCCACCAAAGUUCAGUUCCUUCCUAAACUAGGAGAGAAAGUAACAGAGGAUACGCUCUACUGGAAGAAUUACAAGUCUCCUGUGCAAAUUAAAGAGUUUGGUGCUGUAACAAAGAUCGACUUCUCUCCUCUCCCACCUCACAAUUAUGCCGUCACAGCCUCCACCAGAAUCCAUGUAUAUGGACCUCACUCUCAAGAACCCAUACGGAGCUUCACACGUUUUCGGGAUACAGCAUAUGGAGGGAGCUUCAGAGGCGACGGGAAGCUUUUAGUGGCGGGAAGUGAAGAGGGACUCAUCCGGCUGUUUGACAUCAGCGGUCGAGUGGCUCUCAGACAGUUCGCAGGACACUCCAAGGCGGUACAUGUGACCUCGUUCCUGUCUGACGGCUUUCGUGUGGUGUCGGGGUCUGAUGACCUGUCGUGCCGUGUGUGGGACGUUCCCAGCGCUGUUGAGCUCAGCUCGUUAACUGAACACACAGACUACAUCAGAGCUCUCGCCCCCAGCAAACUCAACCCAGAUCUGUUUGUCACAGGUUCGUAUGAUCACACGGUGAAAUUGUUUGACAUGCGGUCAGGGAGCAGUGUGAUGACUAUGCAACACGGCCAUCCUGUGGAGUGUGUGCUGUUGUACCCGUCAGAAGCCCUGCUGGUGUCCACAGGAGGGCGCUAUGUAAAAGUUUGGGACCUGUUGAAAGGUGGACAGGAGCUUGUUUCUCUUAAGAAUCAUCACAAAACAGUUACGUGUGCAUGUCUGAGUUCUGUAGGCAACAAACUGCUCACAGGAUCACUGGACAGGCACGUCAAAGUGUAUAACUCCUCUUACAAGGUUGUACAUAAUUUCGACUGUGAUGCGUCCAUUCUCAGUAUGGCUAUUGCGCCUGAUGAUGAAGCGCUUGCCGUGGGGAUGACCAAUGGUGUGUUGAGUGUCAGGCACAGGAGACACCAAAAAGACAAAGAGACAUUAACUAGUCGAAGGCGACGGGGCCCGUCAUACCGGGUCUUUGUCAAGGGGAAGAACUUUGUGCCCAGACAGGAUGAUUUCUUGGUCAGUAAACCAGUAAAGCAACAUCUACGGAAAUAUGACAGACAGCUCAAAAGCUUUGAGGUGUCUAAAGCGCUGGACACAGCUCUGCAGACAUGGACACACACCAGUAAACCAGAUGUGACCGUAGCGGUUAUCAUAGAGCUCAACCGCAGAGGAACUCUGAAAAAUGCUCUCGCAGGACGAAAUGAAGUGAGCUUAACCAAGAUCCUCAACUUCCUUCUCAAGUACAUCUUUGACCCACGCUUCUCUCAGCAUCUGCUCAUGGUCGGGGAUAUUGUGCUUGAUCUGUAUCAGCAGGUUUUUCACGAGUCACCUGUAGUCGAGCGGCUGCUGCAGCGUCUUAUGGAGGUGUUGGGUCGGGAAGCAGAACUUCAGCAGGAGCUUCUGCAGGUCUUAGGAAUCCUGGACACACUUUUCGCAUCACUGACCCCCAGAAAAGAGGUCGCGGCCCUUGCUGUCCCACCAGUAGCGCAGGAGUCACAGCUGCAAGCCGCCUGACAUUACAAAACGCUCUAGUGACGCAAACGAAACAUGCUGGACUUUGGCAGAGGCGUGGUGAAAAAUGAAAGGGAAAACGGAAGGAAACAAACACGAGAGACAGCUGUGGGAAAGAUGUUGCCCAAUGCUGCUGAAAAAUCACUGUGUCAGUGUGUCAUCCGUUUCUGCUGAUGUUUGCAGAAUUUGAAACUGCAUUUUGUAUAUUCUUAUCAUAAAAUAUUCAAAUCUAUGUGUUUUGGUUUGUUCUUUCUUUCAGUAAUAAUCAAAUGCCCUAUACAUAUACAAUUGCUGCUUUUUGUCUUUCUUGACCAGUAUCACUUUAUAAUAUAUCAGUAAUUGUAUGUGUGCAUACCUGUCUUUUGAGAAUGGAGUUUUGGCAAAAGGCUGAUGAGACAAUCAUUCAGUGGCUGACAGAAGUUAGCACAAUAUGACUUGUAUAUUGUAACUUAAAAUCUAUUACAGCAAAUAAUCAAGAACCAGAUGUAACCACAUGGAUUAAAUAAUAAUAAUUUGACGACCAGUCACUGACAAAUCCAUAUCUCUCAAGCACUAAUCUGACUAUUGCUGACCUUGAGUGUAACCAUAGUUUUAUGGCUGUAUAUCAAAUGUUUUGUGGAAUAUAAUUCUCUAUACUUUUUAAAGAAUAAAAGAACAAUUCAGUAUCCUGAUGAAAUUUUUAUAGCAAGAAUUGGUCAUUUUGGUGUAGUGUGGCAUGGAAAAGAUUAAAAUGGUACUACUAGUAAAACUACUAGUAAUAAUUUACUGCCAAUGAUUUGACUUGUGAUGUGAUGCUUGAGGGCCAGUUAAAAAAUGUCUAGCCUUUUUUAAUUUUUAUUAUUAUUUUUUAUUUAAUGCUGUUUUAUAUUUAUAAAAUAUUUUUAGGGCCCUUUUUAUUUUCACAUUUUUAUCAGGAGUAAAAUAUGAUGUUAAAGCAAGACAAAAUAAAAAAAUUGAAAUUU
Onychostoma macrolepis is the source of this 2710-nucleotide messenger RNA. It is a transcript of the gene utp15, whose product is annotated as UTP15 small subunit processome component. Gene Ontology annotation, biological process: positive regulation of transcription by RNA polymerase I; rRNA processing. Gene Ontology annotation, molecular function: protein binding. Lineage: Eukaryota; Metazoa; Chordata; Actinopteri; Cypriniformes; Cyprinidae. Bases 195 to 1751 code for a protein of 518 amino acids. The record is from RefSeq and is a predicted model, not a curated record. Gene Ontology annotation, cellular component: nucleolus. The transcript has 13 exons.